AUGUCGAAAAUUACAAAGAGAAAACACGUUAUGAACGAGACAUUUUGGGAUGAUUAUGAGUUACCUAAAGAAAAUCAAAGUAUUGUAAAAGUUUUGAAAAGCAGAGGGAACAAUCUUCACGAGAUCACAACGCCUUCUGGAGAAGAAUACUUAGUAUCAAUGCCAGUCAAGUUUCGUAAAAAUAUUUGGGUAAAGCGCGGGGACUACAUCCUCGUUGAACCCAUAACAGAAGGAGAUAAAGUGAAAGCCGAAAUCGUAAAAAUUAUGAACAAAGACUCCAUAAAAUAUUACAAAGAAAAUAAUGUGUGGCCAAAAGAAUUUGAUGAUAGUAAAAAGGAACAAACUGAGCAAGAUGAUGAUAUAAUAUCAGGAUCAUAUCUUAAUCUAGUUUUCGACAAAUGCCAAGGUGCUACAAUAGGUGUGGAUUUCAUGAUCAAAACGGUAGAAGUUGAUGGAGAGAAAGUGAAGUUACAAAUAUGGGACACCGCAGGGCAAGAGAGGUUUAGAUCAAUAACACAAAGUUAUUAUCGCUCAGCUCAUGCUUUAAUAUUAGUUUAUGACAUAUCUUGCCAACCUACUUUUGAUUGCUUGCCUGAUUGGCUAAGGGAAAUAGAAGAAUAUGCAAACAAUAAAGUUCUCAGAAUAUUAGUUGGUAAUAAAACUGACAGGGAGGAUAGAGAAAUCCCUCGGCACAUAGGUGAUGAUUUUGCACAACGACAUGGAAUGUAUUUCCUAGAGACAUCAGCAAAGGAGGCUGAAAAUGUUGAAAGACUGUUCAUGGAGAUUGCAGUGGAAUUAAUGGAGCAAGCAAAAUGCAAAGAAUUGCCAAAAUACGAUGGAAGUUUAGGUCCCAUCAAUGGCAAAACAUCAUCUAUUAGUGAUAGUUCUUGCUGUCUCCGAACA
Molecule: messenger RNA, 903 nt
Organism: Brenthis ino (lesser marbled fritillary)
Lineage: Eukaryota; Metazoa; Arthropoda; Insecta; Lepidoptera; Nymphalidae
Source: the annotation of a GenBank genome assembly